This is a messenger RNA of Zophobas morio, 2391 nucleotides long. It is a transcript of the gene Invadolysin, whose product is annotated as invadolysin. The transcript has 13 exons. The coding region runs from base 103 to 2100 and encodes 665 amino acids. The record is from RefSeq and is a predicted model, not a curated record. Gene Ontology annotation, molecular function: metalloendopeptidase activity. Gene Ontology annotation, biological process: proteolysis; cell adhesion. Gene Ontology annotation, cellular component: cytoplasm; membrane. NCBI's taxonomy places the organism in Eukaryota, Metazoa, Arthropoda, Insecta, Coleoptera, Tenebrionidae.
ACCAGUAAAUUUACAGUCGGGUUCAGAUGUUGACGGAGUUAGUUGAUGUUUCUAACCUCAAAUGCGAAUGUUAUUACUUGUAAAUAGCAAUAUUUAGUAAACAUGGUAGCUGGAGUUAAAUGGAAGUCCAUUUCUAGCGCGAUUAUAGUGGUUAUUUUAGUGACGGUUGGUGAAAACAAAGCGUUUGGACACAAGCACUGCAAUCAUGUGCACCCGAAGUACGAUGAGGUAUCUCACACGCACAUUGAACCUGCACACGUAAUGAAGAAAAGGAGUCUAGACCAGUCUUUGAGAAUUCUGCUUCAUUACGACUUAAGUGUGUACAGGCUCGAUCGUGAACGCUUCGAUUUAAUCAAUGAAACAAUAUUGCCCCAAGCCGUUAGUUUCUGGGAGAAGGCAUUGUUUGUGAGAAGAGUAGAAAACGUAAUACGCUUAACCAGAAAAUGCAACGACACUCAAGUGUUCGUGAAGAACUCCUUGACUCACUGCAUCGACACAUGCAAGGAGAGGACGAUGUGCGGCGAGGUAGCCGUGCCUGAAGAACACUUGGAUGCAUGUAGAACGUGCAAUGCGACGGGCCAAGACUGCGGAAUAGCGAACGGAUCAACAGCUGGUAAAGGCAUCAAGAAUUUCGAUUUCGUAUUUUAUGUAUCGGCUAUGCAGACGGAGCGAUGUAAUAAGUCGUUAACCGUUGCAUACGCCGCCCACUGCCAGCAAGAAUCAUCUCUAGACAGACCCAUAGCCGGACAUGCCAAUUUGUGUCCGAAUAGUAUUAGCACCAAAAGACAAGAAGUGGAGAUCCUACUGUCGACGGUUAAGCAUGAGAUUUUGCACGCGUUGGGCUUUUCAGUGAGUCUGUAUGCGUUUUAUCGGGAUUCGAGGGGCGAGCCGCUAACCGAACGACGAGUGGAUACUGGAAAACCGCCUCUCAACGAAAAGUUGCAAACGUACCAGUGGAGUGACAAAGUAAUUAAAACUUUUGUGCGAAAAAAUUGGCUUGUUAAGUCGGGAGUGAUGAAAAGAGAGGUAAACAUGAUAGUAACCAAGAACGUGGUGCGGGAAGUUCGUGAGUAUUUUAAUUGCGAGAAGUUAGAAGGGGCGGAGCUUGAAGAUCAAGGUGAAGAAGGAACCGCCUUAACGCACUGGGAGAAACGCGUUUUUGAAAACGAGGCUAUGACGGGAACGCACACCCAAAACCCGAUUAUUUCUCGAAUAACUUUGGCCCUCAUGGAGGACACUGGGUGGUACCUUGCGAAUUUCUCGAUGGCUGAGCCAAUGUCGUGGGGUAAGAAUCUCGGCUGCGAUUUCGUGACGAAAAGUUGUAAAGAAUGGAUAACAAUAAAGUCUUCAAGGGGAGCUUCGAUACACCCGUUCUGCAAUAAAGUGAAACGUGAUCCUUUACAAACGGAAUGCACGGAUGAUCGUACGUCGGUCGCUCUUUGCAAUCUGGUUGCCCACGAGACCAAACUACCGCAGAUAUAUCAAAAUUUCGACUCAAUCAAAUACGUCGAUCCCGGCAAGGAAGAAUAUUAUGGGGGUUCGGUGACCCUGGCCGAUUACUGCCCUUACAUCCAAGAAUUUACAUGGCGAUCAAAGAACGUGAUUGUGCGAGGGUCGCACUGUCAAUACCCAGAAAAUAAUCCCAAACCCGAUAAAAACUUUGCUUUGGAAAAAUACGGGGAAAACUCGCGUUGCUUUGAACACACUAAUCAAAUGUGGGAAGAAAGAUCUUGCCGCCAAAUGAGACAAUGGCAACAUUGGGGUUCAGGUUGCUAUGGAUACCGAUGCCAAAACGGACGCCUACACAUUUUGGUGGAUAAUUACUCGUACGAGUGCUUUCACCCGAACCAAGAGAUCUCUAUAAGAAUAAUCAGCAACGGCUGGCUUCAUAAAGGUGCCAUAGUUUGCCCGCCAUGCAGGGAACUUUGUGCUCAAGAAUUCACGUUAAGAAAUGAAAGCUGUAAAGGGAGCGACGAAGCGCCUCCUUCGACGGCAUACCCUAGAGAUGAACUCAAAUGUUCCUCAAUAGCUUCAAGACUCAACAAAUUUGUUAUUCUUACACUAUUUCUGUCAAUAUGUGCCAGAGGACAUCUAGUCUAAUUCGUGUUCUGUGUACUUUUUAAACUACAAACAGAUACGACUCUCACCUUAUUUUUAUAUGUCCAAAUUAGGUAAGUACAUUCCAAAAUUAAGUAAAUAUGGCUGUGUGAACCUAUUUUUAAGUAUUGUUAUAAAAUUAAGUACCUACAUGGCUAACAUUCGACUCCUAUUCAUUGUGUAUAGUAUUUCUCGUCAACGAAUUUUGCUUUAAGUAUUAUAUUUAUUUAUACCUGUAGAUGUCUUACGUGAGACAAGUGUAUUAAAAAAAGAAAAUAAAACCUUCGAUAUAAA